Molecule: messenger RNA, 1684 nt
Organism: Monascus purpureus
Lineage: Eukaryota; Fungi; Ascomycota; Eurotiomycetes; Eurotiales; Aspergillaceae
Source: the annotation of a GenBank genome assembly
UUUCUCUCGAUCUCCUUCGUCUCUUCCUACUCCCCCAUCAGUUCUCCCUCCAUAUCAAUCCAUUCGCACUUGUGAAUAGCUCAAGCUCCAAUAUGGAAUACGAACCCAAGACCCCUCAGUACCUUACUUCCGACAAGACAAGCUUUGCCUUCGUGUCUGCGCACGAUCGAUGGCCAGUUAUUAUCACCAGCGCAAUUGACGAUCUUCACCGCACGGUAGCCGACGUCACCGAUGAGGAGAAACGCAAGGAGGGCAAGGGUAUCAUCGAGAAUCUAGCAAAAUUGAAGUACGAGUUGCAGCAUGAUCGGAAAUUGACACCGCUCCCCGACGAUGGCCAGCCAGAUAUUGCCGAAUAUAACGAUGAAUUGGAACAGAGGGGUAAUCCGACCUGGUAUGAUGUUGCGUGGCUAUACUCUGAAUGCUACCUCUAUAGACGCAUAAACACCUUUUUCACCCUCUCCAAAUACUGGAAAGACUACGAUGUCUUUGCACGCCAGAAGAUGUCGACCUUCAAGUCCUCCCGGCCAGCCGUCUUGGAGUUAGCAGGAAGAUACAGAGAUUUGGCAAGCAAGGCGGAAUCAGGCAAGGGCGAGGACGGCAAGACACCGGAAGAGAUCGAACAGGCGGAGAAGUUGCUUUUUGCAGAGAUGUGCGAGAUCUGUCUUUGGGGAAAUGCAACGGAUCUCUCACUCCUGACGUCCCUUACAUACGAAGACAUCCAGAAGCUGCAGGGCUCCGAGGCACGUAAGGCUUCGCAGAAGAACAUCAUCGUCAACGAUCUAGACGAUGCCUUCGACAUCCUGCGCAAAGCGAGAAAGGAGAAGAAGGACAGCCAGCGACAGGUCGAUAUUGUCCUCGACAAUUCUGGUUUCGAGCUCUUCGUCGAUCUUAUCCUUGCCGGAUAUCUCUUGUCCGCUGACCUCGCCACAACAGUCGUCCUUCACCCUAAGUCGAUCCCAUGGUUCGUGUCCGACGUUAUCCCAAAGGACUUUGGCGAUCUCCUCAACGCCAUUGCCGAUCCACAGGCAUUCUACACUGCACCCGAUGAAACGGGUAAAGAAUACCCCCGUCUCUUGGACAGAGAAGAAGAAGAGAUCAAGUUCCUCUUCGCACAAUGGAGCAAAUUCCACCAAGAUGGAAAACUAAUCAUACGUCCUCACCGCUUCUGGACCACCCCCGGAAGCUACUGGCGUAUGCCAAAGACAGCUCCUGAUCUAUUUGAAAACCUGAAGCAGAGCGAACUCGUCCUGUUCAAGGGCGAUCUGAAUUACCGCAAAUUGACCUCCGAUGCCGCCUGGGAUGCUACAACACCAUUCACAACCGCCAUUGGUCCCUUGGGACCGAAAUCCAACAUCCGCACCCUCGCCUUCCGAACCUGCAAAGCGGACGUCGUCGUGGGACUCCCACCCGGCGAAGACGAAAAGCUCCGUCAGGCUCCCGGCGGAGGCGGCGAUUCGGGAUCGCGCAAGUGGGCGUGGACUGGCAAGUGGGCUGUUGUGUCGUUUUGCGAUGGGAAAGCAUAGGCGAUUGUCAACGGAACUUCGUACUGGAUAAUUAUUGCUUCCCCGGAUACAUACGUGAGACGGGCUGUAUAGAUCAUAUAGGUCGUACAUAGAUACAGUGCGUAUAUUAGGUGAGACUACCUAGAUGGACUUCAAAACCAACAUUAAUAAAAUACGACCCA